This is a messenger RNA of Ctenocephalides felis (cat flea), 517 nucleotides long. RefSeq lists its product as uncharacterized. NCBI's taxonomy places the organism in Eukaryota, Metazoa, Arthropoda, Insecta, Siphonaptera, Pulicidae. The record is from RefSeq and is a predicted model, not a curated record. The coding region runs from base 209 to 517 and encodes 102 amino acids. The transcript is spliced from 3 exons.
ACCAGAUGAAAUUAAGAAAAUUUAACGUAAUUUAAAAGACAAUUGAAAGAGUGCAUUUUUGCAAUCAACAUAAUCACAUUUUUGUUUGGGUUGUGAAUUAAUUGAGAAUUUAGUUAUCUAUUUUUGUUCAUUUAGUUAUAAGUGAGAAAACUCUUAAUAAAAUUGCGUUCGUGACGUUGUCCAAACGCAAAUGAUUCAAUGAUCUAAGAUGCAAAAUACAUUGCAACAAUCUGUGUCUACUCCUAAUGUUGGCGGACAUUCUGGUUCUAGGAGAAGAAAUCAAAGAAACAAUACUUACAUAAACUUGAGAACUGAUUGCAUAGCUUUAGAAGAGGCAGCAAAGCUAGUUUGGUGCAAGGAAAUGGCUGCCAUGCCAUCAAAGACCCCUGUCUCUAUAUUGCAAGAGUUGCUUAGCAGACGUGGAAGUACUCCCAAAUAUGAACUCGUUCAAAUCGAGGGUGCAAUCCAUGAACCUACUUUUCGAUACCGUGUAAACUGUGGCAGAUACAGUAGGUAG